CAUAGGGUUUGCUUUGUUCUGUUCUAGUGGACCGUGGGCCCAUGGCGAAAAGUUGAAAACUUCAGCAAAAUGUUACGAAGCUUUGCUUCUCUCUCUGUCCUUCUGUUUAAUAUUUUUGUCUGAAAAAAUACUCCCAAUCUCGUCCGGCUACAUCUUCGGUCCAGGUUGAAGGUGAUUAUGUUUAGUGGAUAUAUCCUGGAGAGGGCCUGUGAUCUUUUCAGGUGUUCUGGUAGCAGUAUUUUUUCUGAAAGAUUCCAUUUCAAUUAUCCCCUUGAUUGGUAAAAACUAUGCAACCAACUGGGGCAAAAGAUACUCAUCUCCGUGAUAGCAACAAUCCAAAAGUCCACCCUCAACCCAUGGAAGAGAGCAUGAACCAGAAUCCAGAAGAUGUGGAAGCUCUCAUAUCCAAAUUAUUUACGAACAUCUCCUCCCUCAAGUCAGCUUAUAUUCAGCUACAAACUGCUCAUACUCCCUAUGACCCUGAAAAGAUCCAAGCUGCUGAUAAACUUGUAAUAUACGAGCUGAAGAAUCUAUCUGAACUGAAGCAUUUUUACAGGGAAAAGAAUCCCAAGCCAGUGUGUGUUUCUCCUCAAGAUUCUCGUUUAGCUGCUGAGAUCCAAGAACAGCAGAGCCUGCUGAAAACCUAUGAGGUUAUGGUUAAGAAAUUUCAGUCUGAAAUUCAGAAUAAGGAUUCCGAGAUUCGACAGUUGGAGCGGCAAAUUGAAGAUGCAAACCAGAAGAGAGUGAAACUGGAAAAGAAUAUAAAGCUUAGGGGAUUGUCUAUAAAGGAAUCUGAAGGCUCAGGAGAAGAAAAUGGAAUCUUUCCUGUGGAUUUGACACACGAGCUCUUCACAUCAGCUGUUGAAUCUGCUUUCAAAUCAAUUCAUGAUUUUUCUAAACCGUUAAUCAACAUGAUGAAAGCUGCUGGCUGGGACCUUGAUGCUGCCGCCGACUCAAUUGAGCCCAACGUUGUUUAUGCCAAGAGAGCUCACAAGAAAUAUGCAUUUGAGUCCCACAUUUGCCAGAGGAUGUUCAGUGGGUUUCAACAGGAGAAUUUCUCUAUUAAAUUAGAUAACGCUACGGUCAAUACAGAGAGCUUCUUCCACCAAUAUCUGGCCCUGAGGGAGAUGGAUCCAUUGGACAUGUUGGGCCAGAAUCCUGAUUCCUUUUUUGGGAAAUUUUCCCAGAGCAAGUACCUGAUGGUCGUUCAUCCAAAGAUGGAAGCUUCAUUCUUUGGAAAUCUAGACCAGCGUAAUUACAUAAUGGGAGGUGGACAUCCUAGGACUCCAUUUUACCAAGCCUUUCUAAAAUUGGCUAAAUCUAUUUGGCUUUUGCAUAGGCUAGCCUACUCGUUCGACCCUAAUGUGAAAGUCUUUCAAGUUAAAAGGGGGAGCGAGUUCUCAGAGGUUUAUAUGGAAAGUGUAGAGAAGAAUUUGAUGAUGGAUGAUACCAAUGAGAAGCCCAAGGUUGGGCUAAUGGUCAUGCCUGGCUUUGAGAUUGGUGGCAGUGUCAUCAAGAGCCGAGUUUAUCUUUCCGGAAUGAAGAUUAACGAGUAAAUUACCAGCACCACGCAAAUCUAUUUAGAGUUUAACGAGUAAUGCACAUAUGUACUAAUAUAGUAUGCUGUUUGUCUUUGUGAUUUGUUGUUAUUGCUGUAGUUACAAAAUCACAGUAGUUGUAUCUCUACAUCGGAGCUCGCUGUUUCUUGACAAAGUUCAUUUGUCUUUGUGCUUCAACUGUUCUUCUGGGUUUUAAAUUGGCUGCAAGUAUGCAGCAAUACAGUCCCAUGAUCUGAGCAUCAUCUGUUUCUAUGCUUUAGUUGUGCCCUUAGAUUGCUGAAAGAGCAGAUGCAAGGAAAAUGUUAUUGUUAUGAAACGUUGUUAUCGACUUCAAAACUGGUGUUUGCUCAUCAA
Hibiscus syriacus is the source of this 1913-nucleotide messenger RNA. Its product is annotated as protein GRAVITROPIC IN THE LIGHT 1-like. The transcript is spliced from 3 exons. Gene Ontology annotation, biological process: response to red or far red light; negative gravitropism. NCBI's taxonomy places the organism in Eukaryota, Viridiplantae, Streptophyta, Magnoliopsida, Malvales, Malvaceae. The record is from RefSeq and is a predicted model, not a curated record. Bases 288 to 1556 code for a protein of 422 amino acids.